This is a messenger RNA of Rhineura floridana, 2175 nucleotides long. It is a transcript of the gene PABPN1, whose product is annotated as poly(A) binding protein nuclear 1. Lineage: Eukaryota; Metazoa; Chordata; Lepidosauria; Squamata; Rhineuridae. Bases 15 to 1025 code for a protein of 336 amino acids. The record is from RefSeq and is a predicted model, not a curated record. Gene Ontology annotation, molecular function: RNA binding. The transcript is spliced from 7 exons.
CUGCGGCGGGGUCUAUGGCGUCCGUGCGGGGCACAAGCAGCGUCGGCGGCGGGCGAGGGGCCAUAGCUGCCUUGGGGGGCGAAGGGGAGCCCGGCGGGGGGCUGGUCGGGAGCCCUCCUUCCUCCCAGUACGGGAACGGGCUCGGGGGAAGCGGCCCCGGCGGGGACCAGGGCGUGGGGCUCCGUAACUUGGUGGAAGAGGAGGAAGAAGAGGAGGAGGGAGAGCUGCUGCUCGAGGCCACGGCGGGCGGCGGCGGAACAGGAGGAGGCGGCGGUGGAGGCGGAGGAAUCGGCGGCGGCGGGAGCAGGGGGUCCGGCCCCAGGGGCGCCCUUUCCUCCAGGGCGGGCCAGGCGGGAGUGGGGCCCCCCCAUCAUCACGCUCACUCCGAGGAGCUGGAGGAGGAGGCCGGCCUGGGAGAGAGCGACCCUGGGGACUCCGCCAUAGAAGAUCCGGAGCUGGAAGCCAUUAAAGCUCGAGUACGAGAGAUGGAGGAGGAAGCUGAGAAGCUAAAAGAGUUGCAGAAUGAAGUUGAGAAACAAAUGAAUAUGAGCCCCCCGCCUGGCAAUGCUGGUCCUGUCAUCAUGUCUUUAGAAGAAAAGAUGGAAGCAGACGCCAGGUCCAUAUACGUAGGCAAUGUGGAUUAUGGGGCAACGGCAGAGGAGCUGGAGGCCCACUUCCACGGCUGUGGCUCUGUCAACCGCGUGACCAUCCUCUGCGACAAGUACACUGGCCAUCCCAAGGGGUUUGCCUACAUUGAAUUCUCAGACAAGGAGUCAGUGCGGACGUCCUUAGCGUUAGAUGAGUCCCUCUUCAGGGGGAGACAGAUUAAGGUGAUUCCCAAACGGACCAACCGCCCUGGGAUCAGCACCACAGAUCGAGGCUUCCCCCGGACCCGGUACCGAGGGAGAGGAUCAGGCUACAGCAGUUCCCGGGCCCGUUUCUACAGCGGCUUUAGCAGCAGACCACCCCGAGGGCGCGCUUACAGGGGCCGGGCCAGAGCGACCUCAUGGUAUUCCCCUUACUAAAAACAAAAAAAAAAGUGUGGUUGUUUUAGGAAGGAGGAAAAAAAAAAGAAAAAAAAUGAAGAUUGUUACCAUGAUGGAAAAAAAAUACUGUUGGUGGGAGGUGGUUGUGUCUAAUGCUGUGCAGAGAAAGAGGGCUGACAUAUUUGGGAGGGGGGAAGACAUAAACAUGGGUGGGUGGGGGCAUCCUGUUGUCAGAUGUCCAUCUGCUAGUAUUGCUGACUUGAGCCCUGUCCCCCCCCCCCGCCAUCCUUUUCCAUCUGCAGAGAUUGUUGGGCAUAACUGAGCCAUUCCUCUUUUGUUUUUAUCGUUGCCCUGCAUUUGGGGGGGGUGGCACAGUUGUGGGGAGGGUUUGUAAUCCCCAAGUUCUUGUGAUACCUUAUUUUUUUUAGUUUUUGUUAUUCCUCCCUUCUUCCGCAGCCUCAGUCCAUUUGGGUGGGUGUGUCUUGUGCCUGGCCUUUGUCUAGCUCUCCUUGGCUUUUGUUUUGUUUUUCCUUCGUGGAUCAGCAGGAGGGGGAGCUGGGGCGCAUGGCUCCUGCAGCAAUGUCGCUGCCCAUGUCAAGACCUUCACAGUCAUACACUUGUCUUUCUCCCUUUGGCAGACUCAAGUCUCAACAUCCCAUUCUGGGGGUGUGUGGUUAGAUGGGGGGGGCGCUUCUUUGAGUUUUUCUCUUUCUCGUGUCCUGGAGACCCUAAUCCUCCAGUGGAGUUCUGCACCCUGAAUGCCAAUUCUAAAAUAGGCUGGGGGGUUUCCUGCAGCAAUAGUCAUCCUUCCUCAGGGUCUUGCAUUCCUUUUGCUCCCCCUUCUGUCUUUCCUCUGACCCCCACCCCACCCCCUGGGGUAUGUUAUAUGCCUUGUUUGAGUGUCUUUAUCUUUACAGGUUUCUUUAUUUUUUAGCCUGAAGAAAUAUCACCGAAACCUGAAGCUGUAGAGACCAGGGGCCGGGGAGAGGACUCCCUUGUGGGGGGGGGGAGGCUUGUGGGUGUGGGGAGGAAUUGAGGCCCAUAUUUCCAUGUGGGAGAAUGACUAAAAAAAAAAAGAGAAAGGGAGGAAGGGUUCAGGUUGGGCUGGGGCCAGGGAGAGUAAAGUGGGAGAAACAGAAUAAAAUGUUAUGAGGGCGGGAAAAAAAAUAAAGAUGUUUUUGGAAGAAAG